Molecule: messenger RNA, 5041 nt
Organism: Xyrauchen texanus (razorback sucker)
Lineage: Eukaryota; Metazoa; Chordata; Actinopteri; Cypriniformes; Catostomidae
Product: SRSF protein kinase 3-like
Exons: 15
Coding region: 342-2684 (780 amino acids)
Biological process (GO): spliceosomal complex assembly; regulation of mRNA processing; protein phosphorylation
Molecular function (GO): ATP binding; protein kinase activity
Source: RefSeq, a predicted model, not a curated record
AGAGAGAGAGAGAGAGAGAGAGAGACACUGUGUGAGUGUGUGUGAGACUCACUUGCUUCUCAUCAGCAGACGACAGCAGCUGAACGAACAGAAACAAAACAAUCAGACAGACUGAAAACUGUGAUUCAGUGUAAGAUUCACAUCCGAUCUGCUCCGGAGCCUCCAUCCUUUCUUUUCCCGUGAGGAAGAGGAGAACGGAGGAGGAGGAAGAGCCCCCAUCCACCCCCACCCCCAGCACACAGAGAACACUCCGAAGAGAGAGAGAGAGAGAGAGAGAGAGACAUACAGAACAAGGGUUUUAUUCGUUGUGCUUCUGCUCCGUUCUUUCGGGAGCGAGUGGCAUGCUCAUGUCCGUCAACUCAGAAAAAUCAUCUUCCCCAGAAAGGCCCGACACACAGAAGGUUCCGUCAGCCCCGCCUCCUGCCCCGCCCACACCCCCUCCACCCGAACCGGCAGCCCCUCCCGAGCCGGAGGAAGAGAUCCUUGGCUCUGAUGAUGAAGAGCAGGAAGAUCCGGCAGACUACUGCAAAGGCGGCUAUCAUCCGGUGAAGAUUGGCAACCUGUUUAAUGGCAGAUAUCAUGUGAUUCGUAAACUGGGCUGGGGUCAUUUCUCCACUGUGUGGCUGUGUUGGGAUAUUCAAGGGAAGCGUUUUGUUGCGAUGAAGGUGGUUAAGAGUGCGCAGCACUACACAGAGACAGCGCUGGAUGAAAUUAAACUUCUCAGAUGUGUGCGUGAGACAGAUCCUGAUGACCCCAAUAAAGAUAUGGUUGUUCAGCUCAUAGACGACUUCAAGAUCUCUGGAGUGAACGGAAUUCAUGUGUGUAUGGUGUUUGAAGUUCUCGGUCAUCAUUUGCUCAAGUGGAUCAUCAAGUCUAAUUAUCAGGGUUUGCCGUUACCCUGCGUCAAGAGCAUCAUCAAACAGGUUCUACAGGGGUUGGAUUAUCUGCACAGUAAGUGUAAAAUCAUCCACACAGAUAUCAAACCCGAGAACAUUCUCAUGUGUGUGGACAACGCGUUUGUACGCAGGAUGGCCGUCGAGGCCACAGAGUGGCAGAAAUCUGGAGCUCCUCCACCGUCUGGAUCUGCAGUCAGCACAGCUCCUCAACCCAUACAGGUGGGUAAAAUCUCGAAGAACAAGAAGAAGAAGUUGAAGAAGAAGCAGAAGCGGCAGGCGGAGCUCCUGGAGAGACGGAUGCUGGAGAUCGAAGCUCUGGAGAAAGAGGCGGAGCAACAGAGAACAGAACCCGCCCACAGCUCCACCAACAGCCCCACCCUCAUGCUGGGAGACAGUGAGGAUGAUGAAGAUGAUGAUGAGGAUGUUGAUGAGGAAGAAGAGCCUGAAGGAGAGAGAGUGCGACCUGUCAGACUCACUAACCACACGUGCGCAGAGGCGGAUCAGGAGGACGUAGAUGAGAAUGAGGAUGACUGUGAUGUCACUUCCACCACAGACUGUCCAGCUGAAGAGUCCACAACAGAGACAAACACACACACUCCUGGGGAAGAGACGGAAAACACCAGAGAAACAGACAAACAGGAAGGAAAUGAGGAAGAGAAACAGGAACAGGAAGAGGAAGUUAAAGUGAAUGAACAGGAAACUGAAGUUACACCACCACAGAACACAGAUGAGGCAAAACAACACGAGUGUCCGAGAGAGGAAACGGACGCAUCGAAAGAGACGUCAGAGAGGAAAGAGGAAGCUGAUGAUGAUGAUGAAGAUAAUGAUGAUGAUGAAGAGGAGGAGGAGGAGGAAGCAGAUGAUGAAAGUCACAAUCAUACUGACUCGUCUAAAACAAAUGGUCAUGUCAUUAUGGGUGCAGAGGAUGUGAAACGCCUGUCGCCCCCGCCGCAGCCCGUACAGCAGUCAUCAACGCUCCUGUGCCCGCUGGUCGAAUCAGAGAUCAGCACGACCGACCGUGAGGCUUCUGAUGCAUCAUACGAACUUUAUAAUGGAGAAAUGUCCAGACUCACAAACGGAGCGCGACACCGCGGCACGAUGCCACGCUUUCCCGAGCUACCGUUUGAUCCGCAACCGGCCGACUGCGUUCGAGAUGAAGCCCAAACUCUCAGCACAAAUGCCGACCGCAGCCGAACCGUAUCAUCAUCAAGCACCGGAGACACAUCGAAAGUGCGGGUCCGAGCAGCUGAUCUGUUAGUAAAUCCGUUGGAUCCUCGGAACGCUGAAGUCCUGAGAGUGAAAAUAGCCGAUCUGGGCAAUGCAUGCUGGGUGCACAAGCACUUCACUGAAGACAUCCAGACCCGUCAGUACCGCUCCGUCGAGGUUCUGAUUGGAGCCGGAUACAGUACGCCUGCUGAUAUAUGGAGCACCGCCUGCAUGGCCUUUGAGUUGGCGACGGGUGAUUAUCUGUUCGAGCCUCAUUCUGGUGAAGACUACUCGCGUGAUGAAGAUCAUAUAGCUCACAUCAUAGAACUUCUUGGCUGCAUUCCUCGACACUUUGCUCUUUCUGGAAAAUAUUCCCGGGAAUUCUUCAAUCGGAGAGGUGAGCUGCGGCACAUCACUAAACUGAAGCCCUGGUCACUAUUUGACGUUCUGUUGGAAAAAUACGGCUGGCCGGCGGAAGAUGCCGAUCACUUCGCUCACUUUCUGUUGCCCAUGCUGGAGAUGGUUCCGGAGAAACGCGCCUCCGCUUCAGAAUGCCUCACUCACCCCUGGCUCAACUCAUAGCACUUUACACACUCGGACUCAUCACCUGACCUGCGGGGUCAGAGGUCAUGGGGGGGGGCUGUGAAUCACGAGUGUCGACACUCCUUCAGAUCAGAUUCCUCGACAUACAGUUUUAAUCUGAGAUGAAGCUUCAGACACUGAACUCUGCGGUGGACGAGACAUUUCACAAUUUCACAACAAUGUCUUUUGUUUCUCAUUUUAUUUAAAUAGUUGUUUUAGGAAAUGGGAGACUCACACUUGUUUUUUAGUGUUUGUAAAACAUGGAGCUCAUUAAUUUAUUUCACAGAUGUUUUCAUUAUAUGAGCGUGUUUACUGGCAAUCGAACCCACGACCGUCGUGUUGCAGGAACACUUCUGAGGGUUUCUUCUUAAGGCGGCAUGUGCUCGUGCAUUGAGAGAAACUCUCUUGAAAUUCCUAGAAAGAUGCUGGCAAACAUUUAGAGAUAAUAAUCGGGUUUUCUGCGAACAGUCAAUCGUUAAUUUUCGGAUACCUCUAGAAACAGUGUGUCAGUGACUGAACAUUAGCGACACUGACGCAACUGUUUGUGUUUUUAACGUAAACGUUGAAGCUUCUCAUCCAAUCACUGACAUUCAUGAGCCCAUCUGAGACCCCGCCCCUUUUGCACCUAUCUUCCAAUCAGCAAAGGAUCCACAACAGAGCCGUUUACAAACAGACACACCCCUCGGACGCACUGCCUCUGGACAAAUAUACAGCUAAACAAAAAUCCAGAAGAUUCUACAGAUGUUAGAUUUCAGACUGACGCCUGAUGAUGGACAGACUGACAGGUGUCACUCAAACAAUUUUUCAGACCUUGAUUUGAGUUUUUUGUGGUUUGGAUUUCCGUCCUGCCCGAUCCAAACUUCAACAUUCUUGACUGUGGCGGGGCAUCAGCUACCUGCGAUGAGCACGCUUGUGAUUAUCUGCACUUUCUGGCAGGACGGCUUCCGCUCGCCGAGGUCUCGUUAAACGAGUUGCACUUGUGUUUGAACUUCUUGUUCAGGGAACAAUUACCAAUGUACAGCGAACUAUCCAAAAACUGCUGCACGCAAGAUAAAAACAGAUUACUAUAAAGAGAUGAGUGGUGAGAUACGAGACGAACAGAACGACCCCCCCUGUGGCUGCGGAGGGAACUGCGUCCUGUGACAUCACACUGCUCAAUGACAUCAUCAAAUUCACAGAUUGUCCAGUUGCCUAUUUUCGCAAUAAAAAUAAGUAGAUGGUGAAAUAUUUUUAAAAACAUUUAAAAGGAAACAUGAAAUGAUCUGAUGUUGUGACCGUGAUGAGUUUUAGUCGUAAUAAGGUGAUUGUGUUUUGUCAAUUUAGAAAUAUUUUUGGUUUCCACUUUUCUCCCCUCAUGACAUUAACUUGUGCUGCUCUGUUGGAAUCAUGUUACAUUCAUGAAUUUGAUCAAACAUGUUUGCAAUAAUAGUGAUGAUGAAUUCUUGCACGGAAGGGUCCCGCGGUCUCUCACGCAGACCGUUCUUCCUCACGUCCACAGAAUCACGUCUCGUGUGUUUUUCAUCAACUGAUUUAAUAAAAUUGUAAAUGAAUGGAUUGCAGUGACGACAUUCCCACCAUUCUUAUUCUGUGUUCCCAUAUUCCCAGUAUUUCAGUGAUAUCAGCCGUGCUGUGUAAGUUUUCAGGUACAUCACAUGCCCAAAAUCAGGAGAACACCCCUUUGAUUAUUUCAUGUUGUCGCAGGACACAGUGAGGUCCAUAUAGAAAUUAUUCACAGUAAUUUGUAUAAUAUUCAUUUCAAAGCAGCUUUACAGAGAAACAUACUGUUUAAAUAUCUGAAGUGAACAGAUUUAUAGAAAUAUAAAUGCAUUCAUAUCUUUGUCUUUAAGCUCCUAGCAUGUAAAGUUCAGUGUUGUCCAGAUUAAACUAUCUAUAAGAUGUUAGUGAGGGCUAACUGGGGCCCAGAUCAGGAAGCAGACAAACUGGUUAAUCCGAACGUCUGCUAGCUGCCUUGAGACGUCACACAGGUCACAUAAACUACAACACAUAGAGAGUGUAUCACCUAGAUAUCUCAUAGAGACUGUGUCUGUUCCACGAACUACCAAACACUAUACCCUCAAUAAAUCAUAAAAAACAUUUAUUACAGUAAAACUUGAAAAUAACAAAUAUUUAAGCUAAACAUAAUUUAAAGAUAGGGCUACUAAACAUUAGAUCUCUUUCUACCAAAGCACUAAUUGUCAAUGAAAUGUUAAUUACAAUUAAUUAAUAUUCAUUAAUAUUUCAAUAUGUUAUUAAAUGAUCUUCUCUUAAACACAAAGUGUGCAACAGAAAUAUCCCCGUCUAAACUCUCCGUUUUACAGAUUUUAUGUUGCUAAACUCGAGGUUGCACAACGCUUUGA